Molecule: messenger RNA, 528 nt
Organism: Ostreococcus lucimarinus CCE9901
Lineage: Eukaryota; Viridiplantae; Chlorophyta; Mamiellophyceae; Mamiellales; Bathycoccaceae
Exons: 1
Coding region: 1-528 (175 amino acids)
Source: RefSeq, a predicted model, not a curated record
AUGUUCAACGCGGACCUGGAUAAACCCAUCGAGGACGGGCCGCGCGCGAUCGCGACGACGCUCGCGGCGAAGGCGGCGCUCGCGGACGUGCUGGCGCAGAACGACUUGUUUAGGGACACGUGCGAGGCGCCGGUGUUCGCGUGCGAUUUGAGCCAGUUGAACGUGAAGACGUCGAGCCGGGUGAGCGGACCGCUGCGACGGUCGUUGCCGACGCUGAGCGAGAUGUACGGGGCGGACCCGUACGCGGUGGAUUCGGUGCUGCAAAACGUUUCGACGCUCGAGGCAAUUUUUAAAGCCAACAACGCGAGAGUGAAGGUGGAUUUCAAGGGAGGGCCGGAGAUGAUUGGGUUGAUUAAUCAAGGGUUGGAGGAGUUGUAUAACGAUUUGCCCGCGGAUGCGCUCGCGGCGGGACGGGCGGUUUUCGAGGCGUGCGAUUUGGCGGUCGACGCCACGGCGGAGGGAGAUUUGGAGUGCCGCAUCGCUCGCGCGGUGUCGCAGAACAAGCGUCCGAGCGGUGGGCAGUCUUAG